Molecule: messenger RNA, 864 nt
Organism: Verticillium alfalfae VaMs.102
Lineage: Eukaryota; Fungi; Ascomycota; Sordariomycetes; Glomerellales; Plectosphaerellaceae
Exons: 2
Coding region: 1-864 (287 amino acids)
Biological process (GO): proteolysis
Molecular function (GO): ATP binding; metalloendopeptidase activity; ATP-dependent peptidase activity
Source: RefSeq, a predicted model, not a curated record
AUGGCGCCUCUGGAGCAUCCCGCCUGGGCUGCCGCAGGGUCAGUGGCCCGCGACCUGCUCGCCGCCGCCGCAUCCCAAGACACUGCAGCCGCCGCGACGUCGACGCACUACAACACGUACGCGCGGCGCGACCUCUCGACGAACCACACGCAGCGCGUGACCCUCGGCGUCAUCGCCGCCUACACCGUCAUCAUCGCGCUGCUGUGGAACAUUCCCUACGUCAGCUACAUCCUCUGGCCGCUCAAGAUGCUGACCAUCGCCUUCCACGAGUUCGGCCACGCCUUCGCCGCCGUCUGCACCGGCGGCAAGGUCGUCGGCAUCACCCUCGACCCGCGCGAGGGCGGCGAGACGAGGAUGCUCGGCGGCAAGAGCAGCAUCACCCUGCCCGCUGGCUAUCUGGGCUCCUCGCUCAUCGGCGCCCUGCUCAUCUUUUGCGGCUUCCACGUCAACGCCAGCAAGGAUGCGAGCAUUAUCCUCGGCUUCUGCUUCCUGCUGACCCUGUGGUGGGGCAAGCGGGACUGGCUGACCAUCGUGACCGUUCUCUUUGCCGUCGCCAUUCUCGUCGGCAGCUGGUUCAUCUCGCACUCGCAUGGCCUGCGCUUUGUCGUGCUCUUCAUCGGCGUCAUGUCAUCGCUGUACUCGGCCUGGGACAUCUGCGACGACCUCAUCAUGCGCAAGGUCAACAGCUCCGACGCCAGCGUCUUCGCUCGUCGCUACGGAGGCUCAUCGCAGUGCUGGGGCGUCAUCUGGGUCAUCAUCAGUCUGUGUUUCAUGGCCGCUGCCAUGGUCGCCGGCAUCGCCGCAUUUCCCCAGUCGUUUGAGCAGCAGGACCGCGACUCGAAGGCGUUCUUGCCGACGAGGUGA